Molecule: messenger RNA, 909 nt
Organism: Sphaerodactylus townsendi
Lineage: Eukaryota; Metazoa; Chordata; Lepidosauria; Squamata; Sphaerodactylidae
Exons: 7
Coding region: 27-875 (282 amino acids)
Source: RefSeq, a predicted model, not a curated record
CGCGCCCCUCCCCCAGGAGGAGCCCAAUGCAAGUGGCAAAUGCCAAUGCAAGCCUGGGCCCCCCUCCCCAAAUGCAGCGCCCCCGCGCGUGGCACUUUUCGUUUGCCGGUUCCGGAUCGGCCUGGGGGCGAGACCAGGGGUCACUCCGCGCGCGCUCUCUCCCAGCGGAGGGAGAAACCCGCCCCUCCGGCCAAUCCCGGCGGCCGCUCCGUCCGGACUUCUCCUCGGUGCGCCCGCGAGACCGGCUGCCGGGGGGUUGCAGCGUGCGCAGGCCGAGGCCGGAGCCGGCGGCGGCGGCAGGGAUGGAUCUGCGCCGGCCGGGCGUGGUGGUGCUGGUGGUCGUCCACUUGCUGAAUUGCUGGUUCGCAUCUGACUGGCUGAUCUUCAUGCUGCACAUUCUUAAAGGUUUCGUGGCUACUUUCAUUCUGUUAGAGGCCAAGGAGGCCUCUUAUAAUCCAUCCAACAACCUGAUUCCCUUUCUGGAUUUGAUUAGAGAUAUUGUGGUUGCUGUCAUGCUGGUAGUGACCAAGGUCACCUUCUAUGAGACGUCCAACAUUCUGAUUCCCAUUCUCGACAUUCUUCUAGAUAUCCUGAUUUCUCUCAUUCUGUUAAUGACCAAGGUCGUCUUUUACAAGAGAUCCCAAACUGAAGAAGGCCAUUUGAACGUCCUUGGAGAUAUACUGGCUGCUAUUAUCCUGCUUGAGGCCGGGACUGCCUUCUACAAGCCAUCCAGUUGGCUGAUUCUCCUUCUGGACAUCCUUAGAGGUGCCUUGGCUGCUGUCAUGCUGCUCGUGACCAACGCUGCCUUGUACCAGAAGUUUCAGACUGCCAUGUGGACUUCAAGUGGAAAGAAAAGCGACAUUAAAACAACAUGAAAAUAAAUAAAUAGUUCAAUAAGCAAUUUUCCAA